Osmia bicornis bicornis is the source of this 5178-nucleotide messenger RNA. RefSeq lists its product as uncharacterized. Lineage: Eukaryota; Metazoa; Arthropoda; Insecta; Hymenoptera; Megachilidae. The coding region runs from base 1 to 5178 and encodes 1725 amino acids. Gene Ontology annotation, biological process: DNA integration. Gene Ontology annotation, molecular function: zinc ion binding; nucleic acid binding. The transcript has a single exon. The record is from RefSeq and is a predicted model, not a curated record.
AUGGCCACAGAUACGUCGUUCGCUGAUCUCCUACGUGAACAAGAGGAGCUCGCGAGUUGGAUCCAGAGGUUUUGGAACAAUUUGUGCAAACUAGGAAAAGACAAAAUUACCCGCGCGGUUCUGGAGCAGCGGAUGGGCUUACUUGAGCGAUACUGGGAAUCCUUCUUAGCAGGACAUCGAGCCCUGAUGCGGUGCAAGGAAGCCGCUGCCAGUUCUUACGCCCAGCGAGACGCCUUCUCGUCCGUAGAGGAAACGUACCUUACUACAUCGGCAAUGAUUGCGCAGCACCUGGGUGAACGAUCGCCGACUAAUCCUUCCGACGUGGGGCAAGCCGUGGCCGCGCAGACGCCGCAACCGCAGUUACCAAAAAUUGAGCUUCCAACCUUUUCAGGCGAUCCUCUGCAAUGGGAAAGCUUCUGUGACUUGUUCAAGAGUCUAGUGCUUGAUGUGCCUCAACUGUCGGACGUCAAGAAACUGCUUUACCUGAAGUGCAGCCUAACCGGGGACGCAGCGGAGGUGAUCCAGAACACUCCUAUAACGAGCACUGGCUUUCAAGGAGCCUGGGAGGACCUCGAAUUGCGUUAUGGUAACACUCGUCUGCUGUCGUUUUCUCAUCACCGUGCCCUCUUAUCCUGCCCGCUAGCAAAGCAACAGUCAGCCUCGGAGUUGAAGAGACUGCUCGAUACCUUUCGACAGACCAUCCGAGCUUACUCUUCCUUGAAGAAACCAGUCAGCGCAUGGGACGAGUGGUUCGUCUUCUUGCUGACACAGAAGCUGGACAAGGUGACGCUCUUGGACUGGGAAACGUCCUUGACAGAAAGCAGGGAUAUUCCGGCCUUCUACCAGCUCUCCCAUUUUUUGGAAAACCGAAUCCAGGCAUUGGGCGCGGCGCAGAUGGCGGACCAAGCGGUUCACUCCGCUCCAAACAAGGACCUCAAGCCUAAAAGUAAAGGGAAUCCAACUGUAAAAAGAACAAUUUCGACUUCUCUUGCAACGUCAUCUAAGCCCGCCCAGACAAGGAAUUGCCCUUCCUGCGCAGGGACACAUGGACUGGGAUACUGCGCGAAGUUCAAAGCGCUAAACCCGGCGCGGCGAAGGGAGCGAGCUGAGCAUCUGAAGGCCUGCUUCAAUUGCCUGAACAUCGGACAUGAGUCGCGAAAAUGCCCUUCAUCCCAGAGAUGCCUGGUCUGCAGUAGUCGACACCACACCCUCCUGCACGACGGAACGACGACGGAGUCAUCGCCAACGAAAAUGGGGGAGGAGACCCAACCCACCUCGGAGUCGGACAGCAAGAUUGGAAUAGACAAUCCCUCUUCUACGAACGCUUUCUCUUUGACCGUUUCCUCUCACGCGGUGGCCCUAUUGGCCACCGCCAAGGUGACACUGGAGGCCCCAUCCGGGGAUACCAUUGAAGCACGUGCCCUCUUGGACACCGGGUCAGACACCUCUUUCGUGACAUCUUGGGUCGCUCAAGUUCUGCGAUUGCCACGGCGGGCUGUUCGGGUCUCAAUCUCAGGAGUCCAAGAACAGGAAAGUGGGACGGCGACCACCGAGGUCGAGCUGCUCGUGCGGCCGCGACGAACAACGGACUUCAGGAUGCCGAUCCGAGCCCUAGUACUGAAGAAGCUCACCUCUCUCUUGCCAGCCCGUCAGGUGGUGGCCAAGCCUUGGCCACAUCUUCACGGAAUCGAUCUAGCGGACCCGGAGUUCGGCGUUCCUUCGAGGGUGGACCUGAUUCUAGGAGCGGAUGUAUGCGGGAGCCUCUUCCUGGACGGCACCCGCACCGGACCAACGGGCACCCCGGUCGCCAAACUCACUCCCUUCGGUUGGGUGCUGAUGGGGUCGGCCUCGGGGGACAACCCCCCGCCUGGAGCAACCGUCCGCAGUCUUCACUGUCACACGGAAGAAUCGACACACCAGCUACUGCAGCGUUUCUGGGAACUAGAAGAGGUACGAGAUCCAGCCCCCCCGUCGCCAGAAGAGGAGCGCUGUGAGAGGCACUUCCAGGACACACAUCGACGGGACGCAACCGGUCGAUAUCUUGUACGCCUACCUUUCAACAGGGAACCCGCUUCAACGCUGAAACCAUCCAGGUCGACGGCUUUCAAGCUCUUGCUGAGCUGCGAACACCGAUUGGCGUCGAACGACCUCCUUGGCCAAAGGUACGCUGAUUUCUUGGCAGAAUAUUCUUCUCUGAACCACAUCACGUAUUAUCUGCCCCACCACGCCGUGGUCAAACGACACGACCCCUCUGCCAAGUUGCGGGUAGUUUUCAACGCGUCGUGUCGAACUGCAUCGGGCUACUCUCUGAACGAUUGUCUCUCCGCCGGGCCUAAACUGCAGGCCGAUCUAUGGAUGAUUUUGACUCGAUGGAGGCUCUUCCGCGUAGUUUUUACCACGGAUAUAAUUAAGAUGUUCCGGCAGAUUCAGGUUCAUCCAGCUGAUACGGACUGGCAGAGGAUUCUUUGGCGUCCCCACCCUGGCGCCGCGAUCCAGGACUAUCGACUUACUACGGUUACUUACGAAACCGCCUGUGCACCGUUCUUAGCGUUGCGGGUGCUCACUCAAUUGGCGGCGGAUGAAGGAUACCGCUUCCCUUUAGGAGCCGAGGCGAUUCUACGACAUAGCUACGUCGAUGACAUUCUGGCCGGCGCGGACGAUUUGGGCAAGGCGCUGGAGUUGAAACGCCAAGUCAUCGCAAUUUUCGAAGCCGGUGGUUUCGGGCUAAGCAAAUGGGCUUCCAACUUACCCGACCUCCAGGAACAUCCCUCUUCGGAUCCCCGUCUGUUUCAGGAACCGACUGGGGUCAGUACAUUAGGGGUCAAAUGGAACCCAACCGACGAUACCUUCUCUCUAAGAGUCGCUGGCCCAGUGGAUUAUUCGAAGAAGGUCACAAAGCGGUCGAUACUGUCAGAGGUGGCCAGCCUCUUCGACCCCUUGGGUUGGACGGCGCCGGUUCUAAUAUUUGCAAAAAUAUUGAUGCAAGACCUUUGGAUCCUGGGCGCCGAUUGGGAUCAGGAACUUCCGGCCAUGAUCCGAGACUCGUGGUGCAACUUCAGGAGCUCGCUGACUCAACUGGACUCCCUCUCCGUCCCCCGUUGGCUCUCAUAUUCCGCGGGCUGCAAAGACGAAGUGGAGCUACACGGCUUCUGCGAUGCCUCACAGAGGGCCUACGCCGCCGUGGUCUAUUUGCGUGUCAAAACUCAAGGACGGACCUUCAUCGGACUGCUGGUGGCCAAGAGCAAAGUAGCCCCGGUGAAGACUGUAAGCAUCCCCAGGCUGGAGUUAUGCGGUACCCUACUUCUCUCAAAGCUACUCGUCCAGGUGAAAGACGGCCUCAACUUACCGGUCUCUGUGACUGCCUGGACCGACUCUACCGUCUCGCUCCACUGGAUACGCGGGCACGCGUCUCUUUGGAAGCCAUUUGUGGCCCACCGGGUAUCCAGCAUUCAGUCCCUCAUCUCUGUGGAGAACUGGAAGCACAUCGGUUCCACGAGCAAUCCAGCCGACCUGGCAACGCGGGGUAUCUCUCCCCCUGAAUUGCUGAACUCUCAGUUGUGGUGGCAAGGACCCUCAUGGCUGAAGGACGACCCGGAAUCCUGGCCCGCUGGAUGUCUUGGAGAAGACGGACUCGCAAACGAAGAGAGGCAAAAGGUCGUGGUCUGCCUGCACACAAAUCAAACCUCCGAUGAGUUCCUCUCCCGCUUCUCCUCACUAACGCGCCUUCUGCAAGUCCUAGCGCAGUGUUUCAGGUUCGCUCACCUUACCAGGAAACAGCCCUGCGAAACGGGGUUCAUCCGAGCCUCAGAACGCGCCUCGGCUCUUCGAGCAGCUCUGCGGUUGUCCCAGCGAACCCACCUUGCAGAGGAACUCGAGCAACUUACAGGGGAACGUGCGCUGGCGAAGAGUUCUGUUCUUGCUUCAUUGAGGCCAUUCGUCGACGACCAAGGUCUGCUGCGUGUAGGGGGACGCUUAUCUUCGGCCAUCCUUCCGUAUGACGAAAAGCAUCCCAUCAUCGUGGCGAAGGCCUGCAAUUUGGCUAAACUUCUAGUCCAGGACGCCCACGCUCGGACACUCCAUGGAGGCCCGCAACUGACGUCAAGCCUGCUCACCAGACGGUACUGGAUUCUGCGUGGAAGACCCCUAGUUCGAGCCGUCAUAAGAAGCUGCAUCCGCUGCGCUCGUUUCAGUGGACGCCCCGCUUCUCAGCUAAUGGGUCAACUGCCCCUGGACCGCACUGCGCCUCAACGACCCUUCCUCGUCACCGGUGUGGACUACGCAGGGCCCAUUAUGCUUCGCACAUCACCAGGACGCGGGCACAAAUCAUACAAGGGAUACAUAUCACUCUUUGUCGGUCUUACCACGCGGGCCAUCCACCUGGAGGUCGUCUCCGAUUUAACCUCUGCUUCCUUCUUAGCGGCCUUCAGAAGAUUCGUUGGGCGGCGAGGGCGUUGCGCCUCCAUGUACAGCGACAACGCGACGGUCAUCCACGGGGCUGAACGGGAGCUCACUCGUAUGUAUACAAGCGCCUCCGCCUUCUACAAGGAGACUGCGGCAGUUCUGGCCAAAGACGGAACUACUUGGCACUUCAUCCCGCCGUAUGCCACGCACUUCGGCGGACUAUGGGAAGCCGGAGUUAAAUCCGUGAAGUAUCACUUACGCAGGGUCAUUGGAAACUCGACACUUACCUUCGAGGAAAUGUCCACGCUGCUUUGUCAAAUUGAGGCCUGCCUAAACUCGAGGCCUCUUUAUGCACUUUCCGAGGAUCCCUCGGAUCUCGCAGCACUAACUCCGGGGCACUUCUUGAUCGGGGAACCGACCUGCAUCACACCGGAACCCGAUCCACCACUCACUACUUCUUCCUCCCUUACUCGCUGGCGACAAAUUAAUACCAUGCGCUCUCAGUUUUGGAACAGGUGGAGAUCCGAGUAUUUGCAGCACCUCCAUCGGUUAUCUAAGUGGAGAAACCAAAAGGAGAACCUGAAGGUUGGCGCACUCGUACUUCUUCGCGACGACCUGCAGCCGCCGGCAAAAUGGCUAAUGGGCCGCGUCACAGCCCUGCACCCCGGACCAGACGGACGCGUUCGGGUGGUUGCCUUAAAGACAGCCAGCGGCACUACAACAAGGCCGAUUGUGAAAAUCUGCCCUCUGCCGGUGGACCAGACCGAGGCUUCUUGA